Molecule: messenger RNA, 333 nt
Organism: Arvicanthis niloticus (Nile rat)
Lineage: Eukaryota; Metazoa; Chordata; Mammalia; Rodentia; Muridae
Source: RefSeq, a predicted model, not a curated record
AUGGCUUCUAUCUCCGAGCUUGCCUGCAUCUACUUUGCCCUCAUCCUGCACGAUGACGAGGUGAUGGUCACAGAGGAUAAGAUCAAUGCCCUCAUUAAGGCAGCUGGUGUCAGUGUUGAACCUUUCUGUCCUGGCUCAUUUGCAAAGGCUCUGGCCAAUGUCAACAUUGGGAGCCUCAUCUGCAAUGUAGGGGCUGGUGGGCCUGCUCCAUCCACCGCUGCUGCCCCAGCUGCAGCUGAGGAGAAGAAAGUGGAAGCAAAGAAAGAAGAAUCCAAGGAGUCAGAAGAUGACAUGGGCUUUGAUCUUUUUUACUAAACUGCUUUUGUUGACAUG